AUGGAUCUGCCGGCGGGAAGUCUACGAGGUGCUGGUCCGUCUGGAUCUCUGGUAGCUGGGAGUGAGAAGGGUGAUAGACAUCAAGCUGGUGAGAGGGUAGAUACUUCAAAGGUCGGACAUGGUGCUGAAGAAGAAGUCGGAGAGCACCCUCAGCUCCCCAAGGAGCCGUGUUUUGCGAGGCCCGCGCCCUGGAUGUAUAAGAUACGACAGGUUACAGAACAGCUUGGAUCAUUGGCCGAAAGCGCUCGCAUCAUGCUCGGAGCCAUUGCAACCCGCGGUUCCGCAGGCCUAGGUGGCCCACCUAAUACUAGCGUGGAGGAAGUUGAGGGGACCAGUCCAGUGGACCGGCAGGAGUCUCCAGUUACUACGAGACGCGAAGUUCCGGAACCCAGUUCUCUCAGCAGUGUUCAGGAAGGAGGAGAGAACAAGGAUAACUUGGGAGUCGAGGUAUCUGUUAUUGAAGGAGGAGGAGACAGCGAGAAGCCUCAGCUGCCGAAAGAGCCAUGCGCAUCCAAACCCGAACGUCCCUCGGGCGGGGUUAGGGGACUCCUGAUGAAGGUUGCGACAGUAGCUACAGCAGCUGCGGUGCUACUUAGAGAGCUUGGCGAGCGUGGUCUAGCCAGCGUAAGUGGACCUAGAGCUGCUAUGCCGGCAGUCGAUGCCGGGGUGAACAGUCAGCAGUUGGAAUCACCACUCCAUCCGCCUAGCCCACUGGACGUCACACAGCCGGGCAACCCGCUUCCGACGCCCGAUGAUGUCGCCUCUGGAGGAUCUCCUUAG
Messenger RNA from Eimeria maxima, 780 nucleotides. RefSeq lists its product as hypothetical. The transcript has a single exon. The coding region runs from base 1 to 780 and encodes 259 amino acids. NCBI's taxonomy places the organism in Eukaryota, Apicomplexa, Conoidasida, Eucoccidiorida, Eimeriidae. The record is from RefSeq and is a predicted model, not a curated record.